UUUUACACUGUACCCAGUUCUUUACCCUGUACCCAGUUCUUUACCCUGUACCCAGUUCUUUACCCUGUUUUACCCUGUACCCAGUUCUUUACCCUGUACCCAGUUCUUUACCCUGUACCCAGUUCUUUACCCUGUACCCAGUUCUUUACCCUGUUUUACCCUGUACCCAGUUCUUUACCCUGUACCCAGUUCUUUACCCUGUACCCAGUUCUUUACCCUGUUUUACCCUGUACCCAGUUCUUUACCCUGUUUUACCCUGUACCCAGUUCUUUACCCUGUUUUACCCUGUACCCAGUUCUUUACCCUGUUUUACCCUGUCCCCAGUUCUUUACCCUGUUUUACCCUGUACCCAGUUCUUUACCCUGUUUUACCCUGUACCCAGUUCUUUACCCUGUACCCAGUUCUUUACCCUGUUUUACCCUGUACCCAGUUCUUUACCCUGUUUUACCCUGUACCCAGUUCUUUACCCUGUUUUACCCUGUACCCAGUUCUUUACCCUGUACCCAGUUCUUUACCCUGUACCCAGUUCUUUACCCUGUUUUACCCUGUACCCAGUUCUUUACCCUGUUUUACCCUGUACCCAGUUCUUUACCCUGUUUUACCCUGUACCCAGUUCUUUACCCUGUUCACUGUACGUCAGUGGUGACUUUAGGUAACAUGGUCAGGUUACCAGACUUCUCAUUAUGGAUUCCAAUACCCAGCUCUCUUCCUUCCUCUCAUGAUUAGACCCUUGAUUCCUUCUAACCCCCCCCCCCCUUAAAAGAUUUAGAUGCACUAUUGUAAAGUGGUUGUUCCACUGGAUAUCAUAAGGUGAAUGCACCAAUUUGUAAGUCGCUCUGGAUAAGAGCGUCUGCUAAAUGACUUAAAUGUAAAUGUAAAAAUUAGCCAGUCUCUGCCCAGGUUUCCUGUAUAGCUGAGUCAGUCCAGACAGCCCUGUAUCAUCCCUGACGGAGAGAGGGAGGGAUGGAGGGAGGGAGAGAGAGAGACAAGUAGAGGUAGAGAGAUGACGAGAGGAUAGGGGGAGAGAGAGAAAGGGAGAGAGAAGAAGUAAAUGAUAAUGACUGCCUCCUCUCUUCUAGUCGGAGCAGUAGCAGCAUGAGGAACAGCACUGUGCUGCAGGCCCCAGAUAAGAGCUGCUGUGCCUCCUCUCCUCCUUCCCUCCCUCUGCUUAAUCUUCUCCGGUGCCAGUGGAGCUGCUUUCUUACAGCUCGCUCUGCUGUAUCUGUACACAUUCCUGUGUGAUAACACCUUACGUCCACAGACAGACACUCAGACAGACAGCGCUCUGCUCUGGAAACUGGGCUUGACAUCUAUGAGCUCAUCCUUCACUCCUUUACUCUGCUACUACCUCCCAAAUGGCUCUGGAUAAAAGUAGUGCACUAUCUAGGGAAUAGGGUGGCAUAUGGAAUGCAAACUGGAUUAGGGUGUGCUCACUCAGCCCCAGCGAGGAGAGAAGCAGUUAUGUGUCUUGUCUAGCCAAGCUUGUGGUCCAAGUUUAAAUUGUUUCAACACUGGCCUGCUGGGUUAUUUGACCAUUUUACUGCAAACGGUAGAGACCAAAUUACAUUUGAUAAGGGAGUCAAUGAUGAGGUAAUCUUGCCUUGCUCGAAUGACAAAAGACUCCAGCUAUGACGCUUAGUUGUAAUUGUGCCUACUAUAAGUGUCCUGUCUGGCUGGUCCUGGAUAUUGAGUCAGUGUUGAAGGUGUGUGUGAGGAAUGGGUGUCUGGAUAUUGAGUCAGUGUUGAAGGUGUUUGUGAGGAAUGGGUGUCUGGAUAUUGAGUCAGUGUUGAAGGUGUGUGUGAGGAAUGGGUGUCUGGAUAUUGAGUCAGUGUUGAAGGUGUGUGUGAGGAAUGGGUGUCUGGAUAUUGAGUCAGUGUUGAAGGUGUGUGUGAGGAAUGGGUGUCUGGAUAUUGAGUCAGUGUUGAAGGUGUGUGUGGGGAAUGGGUGUCUGGUUGCUCAUCUAUUCCCUUUAAAAUGCACUACUGUUGCCCAAAGCCCUAGUACUACGUCAGAAGUAGUGCACUAUAUAGGGAAUAGGGUGCCAUUUGGGACACAGACUAGUCACCCCCCCACCCCCGCAUUGCAUCUUGGGCUGGUGAUUUAUGGGCACAGAGGGCUGCAAGGAAGGACAGUUAUUAACGCACUAGGCUGGAAAUUGAUGAGUCGGCUCGGAUGCUCUGGUCUCUUGACACAGUGCAGUAACUGUUACUGCUGCUGGAGGAUGGGCUACUACUGUAAUUAUGCCUGCCAGGCCUUUUGGCCCUGGUCAGAAGUAAGUAUAUGAAAUAAGCUGCCAUUUAGGAUGCACAAAGCACUAGCCUGAGCCUCCGCCUCUCACCGCUGAGGAUGGAAUAGGGCUCCUAGACUAUUCCAUACAGGAUAGAUGACAGAGUAGAUACUAGCUACAAACGACCAGAACAUUGCAAUAGAUUUGGCUGUGAUGUUUGGGUUCAGUCACCACCACAACAGUCAAGGUCAUUUGGGCGAUAGUAGCUUCCUUGUUUUAUUUCUCUGACUGAAUUAGUUGAGGUCUUGUGAUGAAUGGAUUUAAUAAAACACGGUUUAUUUUUAAACCAAUUUCCUGUGGCGUGUGGAUGGGAAUCUGUGAGCUGCUGCUGCUACUGGUGUAGGAUAGUGAAGGAUAGUGUAGGAUAGUGAAGGAUAGUGUAGGAUAGUGAAGGAUAGUGUAGGAUAGUGAAGGAUAGUGUAGGAUAGUGAAGGAUAGUGUAGGAUAGUGAAGGAUAGUGUAGGAUAGUGUAGGAUAGUGUAGGAUAGUGUAGGAUAGUGAAGGAUAGUGUAGGAUAGUGUAGGAUAGUGAAGGAUAGUGUAGGAUAGUGAAGGAUAGUGAAGGAUAGUGUAGGAUAGUGAAGGAUAGUGAAGGAUAGUGUAGGAUAGUGAAGGAUAGUGUAGGAUAGUGAAGGAUAGUGUAGGAUAGUGAAGGAUAGUGUAGGAUAGUGAAGGAUAGUGUAGGAUAGUGUAGGAUAGUGAAGGAUAGUGUAGGAUAGUGAAGGAUAGUGUAGGAUAGUGAAGACCCCAAUUUGCUCAACCCUGCCCCCUGACUGGUUUAACACAGCAUAUUUCUCAUACCAUUGUUACCUAGAUGAAUUUGGCUUCUAUUUAGUUUCAAUUAACAGUUUUGAUGCCGCACUUGUUUGGCCUGGAAUUUAAACUAGGGGAAUUACUGACAGCACCCUGGCUACAUUAUUUAAGCCUAAACUCUAUAUAUAUAUUUGUGUUCAACAACAUUAUGGAAGCAGUGGUAGAGUACAACUCUAGCUAACUGCUGACCUUUUGUACUAGCAUCAUGUGACAAGCAGAGGCCAGGUUAGUGGAUUUUAUUGUUUCCGUUGCAGCAGAUAAAAGUUAGUCAUAAAACAAUCCAGGCAGCUGCCCGGCAGUUAAACUAAACGCUCUAGUGGAUUGUUCCACUGUUUCUAGGACGUUAUGACGUCGUGAGGAACUACCGGUCACGCCCAUCCAAAAGGAUAUCAGAAGUUUAUCUACCGCUGGAGGUCAGAUUUUGAAAUGCAAAGAUUCUAGUGCUGCCAUCAGUCUGCUACACUAUUUAUGAAAGUUGUAGUUGUAAAGAGAGCUUAUGUUCUGUACUAGCCUGGUCCCAGAUCUGUUUGUGCUGUCUUGCACCUGCCAACUCCUGACAAUGACCAUAGGAGUUAGCAUUGGCAAGAUGGCAAAAACAGAUCUGGCACCAGGCUAACUUUGUAUAGUGAUAUGUAGAACAUGAUGCUAAUCACUUAAUCAAGUGCUCUGACUCCCAGACAGAGACAUAAUGGGAGUAGUAGUAUUGGUAGUGGUAGUAGUAUUGGUAGUGGUAGUAGUAUUGGUAGUAGUAUUGGUAGUGGUAGUGGUAGUAGUAUUGGUAGUGGUAGUGGUAGUAGUAUUGGUAGUGGUAGUGGUAGUAGUAUUGGUAGUAGUAUUGGUAGUGGUAGUGGUAGUAGUAUUGGUAGUGGUAGUAGUAGUAGUAUUGGUAGUGGUAGUGGUAGUAGUAGUAGUAUUGGUAGUGGUAGUGGUAGUAGUAUUGGUAGUGGUAGUGGUAGUAGUAGUAGUAUUGGUAGUAGUAUUGGUAGUGGUAGUAGUAUUGGUAUUGGUAGUGGUAGUAGUAUUGGUAGUGGUAGUAGUAGUGGUAGUGGUAGUAGUAUUGGUAGUGGUAUUGGUAGUGGUAGGAGUAUUGGUAGUGGUAGUAGUAGUGGUAGUGGUGGUAGUAUUGGUAGUGGUAGUAGUAUUGGUAGUGGUAGUAGUAUCGGUAGUGGUAGUAGUAUUGGUAGUAGUAUUGGUAGUGGUAGUAGUAUUGGUAGUGGUAGUAGUAUUGGUAGUGGUAGUAGUAUUGGUAGUGGUAGUAGUAGUGGUAGUGGUAGUAGUAGUGGUAGUGGUAGUAGUAUUGGUAGUGGUAGUAGUAGUGGUAGUAGUAUUGGUAGUGGUAGCGGCAGUGGCAACAGCAGCCUAGUGGGGCGGCAGGUAGUCUAGUGGUUAGAGCGUAGUAGUGGUAUUAGUGGUGGUAGUAGUAGUGGAGGUGGUGGUAGUAGUAGUGGUGGUAUUAGUGGUAGUAAUGGUGGUAGUAGUAGUGGUGGUAGUAGUAGUGGUGGUUGUAGUAGUGGUGGUAGUAGUAGUGGAGGUAGUAGUAGUGAAGGUAGUAGUAGUGAAGGUAGUGGUUGUAGUAGUGGAGGUAGUAGUAGUAAAGGUAGUGGUUGUAGUAGUGGUGGUGGUAGUAGUAGUGGUGGUAGUAGUAGUGAAGGUAGUGGUUGUAGUAGUAAUGGUGGUAGUAGUGGUGGUUGUAGUAGUGGUGGUGGUAGUAGUGGUGGUAGUAGUAGUGGAGGUAGUAGUAGUGGUGGUUGUAGUAGUGGAGGUAGUAGUAGUGAAGGUAGUGGUUGUAGUAGUGGUGGUGGUGGUAGUAGUGGUGGUUGUAGUAGUGGUGGUAGUAGUGGUGGUGGUAGUAGUAGUGGUGGUAGUAGUAGUGGAUGUAGUAGUAGUGGUGGUUGUAAUAGUGGUGGUUGUAGUAGUGGAGGUAGUAGUAGUGGUGGUUGUAAUAGUGGUGGUUGUAGUAGUGGAGGUUGUAAUAGUGGUGGUUGUAGUAGUGGAGGUAGUAGUAGUGGAGGUAGUGGUUGUAGUAGUGGUGGUUGUAGUAGUGGUGGUUGUAAUAGUGGUGGUUGUAGUAGUGGAGGUAGUAGUAGUGAAGGUAGUGGUUGUAGUAGUGGAGGUAGUAGUAGUGGAGGUAGUAGUAGUAAAGGUAGUGGUGGUUGUAAUAGUGGUGGUUGUAGUAGUGGAGGUAGUAGUAGUGAAGGUAGUGGUUGUAGUAGUGGUGGUGGUAGUAGUAGUGGUGGUUGUAGUAGUGGAGGUAGUAGUAGUGAAGGUAGUGGUUGUAGUAGUGGUGGUUGUAGUAGUGGUGGUUGUAGUAGUGGUGGUAGUAGUAGUGGAGGUAGUAGUAGUGAAGGUAGUGGUUGUAGUAGUAAUGGUGGUAGUAGUGGUGGUUGUAGUAGUGGUGGUGGUAGUAGUGGUGGUAGUAGUAGUGGAGGUAGUAGUAGUGGUGGUUGUAGUAGUGGAGGUAGUAGUAGUGAAGGAAGUGAUUGUAGUAGUGGUGGUGGUGGUAGUAGUGGUGGUUGUAGUAGUGGUGGUAGUGGUAGUAGUAUCGGUAGUGGUAGUAGUAUUGGUAGUAGUAGUGGUAGUGGUGGUAGUAUUGGUAGUGGUAGUAGUAUUGGUAGUGGUAGUAGUGUUGGUAGUGGUAGUAGUAGUGGUAGUGGUAGUAGUAUUGGUAGUGGUAGUAGUAGUGGUAGUAGUAUUGGUAGUGGUAGCGGCAGUGGCAACAGCAGCCUAGUGGGGCGGCAAGUAGUCUAGUGG
This is a messenger RNA of Salvelinus fontinalis (brook trout), 5851 nucleotides long. RefSeq lists its product as uncharacterized. The record is from RefSeq and is a predicted model, not a curated record. The transcript has 2 exons. Bases 4566 to 5828 code for a protein of 420 amino acids. Gene Ontology annotation, biological process: transmembrane transport. Gene Ontology annotation, cellular component: membrane. NCBI's taxonomy places the organism in Eukaryota, Metazoa, Chordata, Actinopteri, Salmoniformes, Salmonidae. Gene Ontology annotation, molecular function: transmembrane transporter activity.